AUGCUUCCAGACCUGCCGAAAAUCCCAGUCGGCACGACCUGGGACGAGGACACGGGCAAGAUAGAGCUGGCGUCUCCGACGGUGACGAUGUGGUCCGAGGAAUCCCCUGACCCUGGCAUGACUGAGGCGGCAGAGAUGGAGACCAUAAAGACCGAGACGGCAGAAGCUCCCAAGUCGGCCCCUGAGACGGCAGAAGCUCCCGAGUCGGCUCCUCUCCAGCCGGUGAAGCAGGAGCAAGUCAAGGCGAAGACGAAAGCCAUCCCUAAAAAGGCGCCUGCACAGCUCCUGGCCAAGAAUGAGGCUCCAGACAGUCAGCGGGACACCACAGGUCGUAGCCGGCAGGAAGCCAAGAAAACAAAGGUGCCACUUGAAGAGCCGGCAGCGGAUGGGCACGACGGCCCUGUGUACAACGGCAAAAGAAUGAGAACUGCCAGGGGGUACAUGCAGGAUUAUGACAUCCCCAACGAGCAGGCCCGCCGGCCAAAUUAG
Molecule: messenger RNA, 489 nt
Organism: Symbiodinium sp. CCMP2592
Lineage: Eukaryota; Dinophyceae; Suessiales; Symbiodiniaceae
Source: the annotation of a GenBank genome assembly